Molecule: messenger RNA, 561 nt
Organism: Marmota flaviventris (yellow-bellied marmot)
Lineage: Eukaryota; Metazoa; Chordata; Mammalia; Rodentia; Sciuridae
Product: prostaglandin-H2 D-isomerase-like
Molecular function (GO): small molecule binding
Source: RefSeq, a predicted model, not a curated record
AUGCUGGAGAGAGGGCUGCUGCUGCUGGCUCUCGGCCUGGGCCUGGCCAGCACCCAGGGGACUCUGGAAGAGGUGCCAGUGCAGCCCGGCUUUGACGCACAAAAGAUGGAGGGACGCUGGUUCACCAUGCAGCUGGCCACCAGCCACGCAGACCUGGUCUUGCCAACUGACCCGCUGAGGCUUGCUCUCCACUCCAUCUGGACCAGAGAGGGUGGGGACCUGGCAUUGGUGCUGUUCUGGAUGGGAGAAGGGGUGUGUAGAGGAGUGAACGUCACCCUCCACCCAGCUGGGCUGCCAGGCCAGUACCAAGGCUCCUUCGCGGGGGGCAGCAUGCACGUCUGCUUCGUCAGCUCCGACUACAGCAACCUCAUUCUUUACGUACGCUUUGAGGACGUCGAGGUUACCAGCCUAUGGGCACUGCUGGCGAGAAGAAUGCUCGAGGACCCCGCGUGGCUGGGGAAGUACUGGGAGUACGUGGAGAAAUUCCGCCUGCAGAGCGCCCCGGUCUUCAAUGUGGCCGGACAGUGCCCCAGCCCAGGCCCAGGGGAGUCCACUCCCUGA